GGUUUCAAGAAUCACUUAGAGAGCAGGAACCAUGAGCAAAUGUCACGUGCUUUUCAUGCCAAAGGUGUUGCUGUUCUCAAUCUCUUGAAGGCUCAGGCCAGGCUUGCUGCACAACGGAAUAUAUUGAAACAAAGGAGGAUGGGCAUGAAGGGACGCAUCUCAAAUUGUUCCAGAUGUGACUGUUCCUACAUGGGAAGCUCUGCUGAUCAUAGCAAACUUAGAGAGCAUUAUCUGAUCACGACUUUCGCAAAAUGCUCACCAUGUCGUAUCUGGUUCAAGAAUAGAGCUGAUUUGGAAAUUCAUCGCCUCUCAGACAUUCAUCUGAUGAGACAAAUGGUGAUAGACAAGAAAAGACUGGAUAAGGCAUCAAAUACUAUAAAGAUAGAAGAGGAUGCAAUUCCAGAACAUGAGUCUAUGAAAAAAGUACAUGAUGCUGUUUCUAAGCUGAAAGCUACUCAUAGCAUGAGGAAUGUUUGGACUGCACACCGCCUACCUUUCUAUGAUCCUGCUGUUCCCAUUGGUUUGAACUUCAUUAUAAAGAAAUCUAAUUACUAUUGCAAGAUAUGUCAAAACAAAACAAUGCAGUCAGCUAAAGAAGCACAAGCCCAUUUUUGUUCACGUGAGCAUUAUGAUAAUUAUGCUAGCUAUCUUAAGAAUUUAGAGGACACUAAAGAGCUUGAAAAGACAAAGCAAGAGGAGAAUGGGAAUGCACAUGAAAAUAUAGUUAACGAAGAAGAUAAGAACCAGCAAGAGAAUAAUACUAUACCACAAGACAAAGAAAAUCAGAGGGAAGAUGCAGAUGAAGAUAUAAGCAAUGUGGACACAAAUGAUGUGGAAAUGCUAGAUAAAGAGUGUGAUAAAGCCAAUGUUGACUCUAGCUCAGGACCUACUAAGAAGACGCAAAAGAAUGGUGAUGAAUAUUAUGGGGAUAUAAUAGAUAGACUGGAAAAUGAGGACCUUGAUAUGAUGGAUGAUGAGAGUGAUGAAGAAGAGCAAGUAAUUACUGACAAGACUACAACCAAAAGUGGUGCUACAAAAGCACAGAAGAAUACUACCAAAUGUGACUCCGACAUUUCCAGUAAAUCAGACAAAUCUGCAGUUUCAGCAAUGGAAGAAGUUUUAUCUGACACUGAUGAUACAAAGAAAAAUAACAAGAGUUCAUCAGAUAUUCAGAAGGAUGAUGGAGGGAGAAGUGAUAUGGAUAACACAGGGAACAGUGUUGAUAAGGCAUCAGCUGUUGGAGUAGCAGAUGAUGAAGGAAAAAAAAGUGAAGAUGAAUGUGAAGCUGCUCCUGCAGUCUCUACAUCUCAUCGAAAGGGAAGAGGAAAGGGAAGAGGCAGGGGACGUGCCACAAGGAAGUAAAAACCUUCAGAAGACUACAUUCAUUUCACCUGGAAAUUAGAGUUGCUUGUUAGUAAGAAAAUUGAAAAUAAGCAAUGGAAAUGUUUGCUGUUAUAUAUCUAUUGUAGAUGCCCAAGAGAUAAAUAAUUUAAAUGUACUUUCGAAGAAUUUUAUAGAACUUAUUAAAAAUAACUAGAUUUCCACGUUGCUUUAAUGCUUUGUAUCCUAACUUUCCUCACUAAAUGGAUUUGUUAGCUUGAAUAUUUCCAUUUAUUCUUCCUCUUUCGCAUGCAGUUUUCCGCAAUGUUUUGAUCCCAGCUCCAUAAUACACUUGUAUAGAAAGACUUAAGUAGAAACUAUAUGUUGCAGUUAAGGUAAGGAAUUCCCUAUGUAAUUGUUAAGAAUGUUUGACCAUGUUAAAAAGAUUAUCUGUAUUGCUAUUUUCCUGUUGCAUUACCUCUGUACUUGUUAUUAGACUGCAUAGAUGACUUAAGUACGUACAUAGUGUACAAGAUGAAGAACUAGGUACAGGAAAAAAAAAGGAUUAAAUACUAAGAAAAUAUUAAAUGCUGAAUAAAAGCUGUUAAAGCCUAGAACAGUAAGAAUCAGAUACAGAAUGUUCAGCCAGGAAAAGAGAAAAUAGGGACAUUCCACUGGAAAUGGAGUCAACAUGAGAGGUAUUUAAUAAUGAACUAAAUACAUAGUUAAAAAUGAUUUUAGUGAAAGAGUCAGAUACUCAGUGUUUAUUGGGAGCGCAUGAG
Molecule: messenger RNA, 2102 nt
Organism: Cherax quadricarinatus
Lineage: Eukaryota; Metazoa; Arthropoda; Malacostraca; Decapoda; Parastacidae
Product: myb-like protein X
Cellular component (GO): nucleus
Source: RefSeq, a predicted model, not a curated record